UAAAAGAAUUUUUGUUAGCUCCUUCGUCUUAUAUUAUUUAAUAUAUUUGUCAAAAAAAAUUAUCUUAAAAUAAUUAAUAUAUUUUAAAAAUUUAAAAAUAAUUAAAUAUUUUUUUCAAUUUUUUUAAUAAUUUAAUAAAAAUAAUUAAUCUUAAUAGAUGAUAAUAAUGUUUAAUAUAAAUUUAAUAGAAUCAAAUUAAUUAAUUUGCACUCCUUUUUAUUUUCUCCUAUAGAAUUGUGAAAAAAAACAAAAAACAAAGGAGUAUGAUAUGAAGGGAGUAUAUUUUUCUGUUAUUACCUUGAAUAUUAAAGAAUUACCAUCAAAUUUAAAAUUACAAACUAUUAUUAUUAAUAGUAAAAUUAAUUUAGUAAAAUUUUAAUAAAAUGAAACGGAGAAAAGUACUAAUAUAGCACCACCAUUUUAAUUGCUUGCUCCGCCACCUUUUUCUCUCUACCAUCUUCUCAUUAUAUUUUUACUAUACUUUCCUUUUUUCAUUUCUCUCUUAUUUCUUCAUAUAGACAUUCUUCUUCUUUCAAAAAAAACCCCACAAUUACACCCUUCAAAAAAACAAUAAUAAUCUGUUCUUAUAAUUUUCUCCGUUGAGACUACACGUCGCCAAAAUGGCGCGAAGUCUCUUCAACUGUUUCGGCAAACGCAGUUCAUCUUCAUCAUCAAAAGACGAUAAUCCAAACCACAAUACCAACAUAGCAACAGCAGAUUUAACAGCAGAAGAAUCAAGACGUUGUGGACCAGUAGUGGUGGAGUUAUUCGCAUCACAAGGGUGCGCAACGUCACCAGAAGCAGAGCUAUUCUUAUCAAGAAUUGGACGUGGGGAUUUUAACCUUGAAAUGCCGGUGGUAUUGUUGGCGUAUCAUGUUGAUUAUUGGGAUUAUAUGGGAUGGAAAGAUCCAUUUGGAUCGAGUUUAUGGACUGUUAAACAGAAAGCGUAUGUGGAAUCUUUGAAUCUUGAUACGAUGUUUACGCCGCAAAUUGUUGUUCAAGGAAGAACACAGUGUGUUGGUAAUCAACUUGAUGCUGUUUUGGAUUGUAUUAAAUCUGCUGCAAGAUUUGCUGCUCCAUCUUUCCAGGCGACAUUCGAGAGGCCAACACCAGAGUCCUUGCAAGUAUCUCUAUUAGGAUCCUUGAAGAGUAAGGUGGAUGACAAUGGCGCCAACGUGAUGAUUGCUCUGUACGAAUGUGGUUUGGUAACUGAUAUAACUACAGGAGAGAACAAAGGAAAAAUGCUCGCGAAUGACUAUGUUGUUAGGAAGGUGGAGAAGCUGUGUUCUGUAAAGGAUAUUACUGCAAAGAAGACAAUCUCUGGAACUGUCACUUUCUCUCUUUGGGAUGGAUUCAAUAGCAGCAAAUGUGGCGUAGCGCUGUUUGUGGAAACUGGCUCUCAUCAAAUUUGUGGAUCGCAGAACUUUAAAUUGCCGGAGAAACUCUGAAUUCUUUGAUGAUCCAUCACUGAUUGAAACUCUUGAUGACAAUGGCUGGUUAUAGGUUGGAUGGAUUGUUUGUAGUGCAAGAAAGGGCAGCCCGGUUCACGAAAGCUUGUAGUGUACAUUUAUGAUAAUUUUUUUCUGCACAACAUUCUAAAUAUCAGCUUGUUCCUCGUGUGUAUAUAGGUUGUGUGAGACUCUUCAUGUUAGAUUUCUCAUCUUCUUCUUUUUUUUUUUGGUUUGAGCUAGUGAUUCUUUCCUUGUACUAAGUAAUUGGAUUAUUGGAAAAUGCGACUAGAGAUGUUUAGUUUUA
Capsicum annuum is the source of this 1755-nucleotide messenger RNA. RefSeq lists its product as uncharacterized. The transcript is spliced from 2 exons. Lineage: Eukaryota; Viridiplantae; Streptophyta; Magnoliopsida; Solanales; Solanaceae. The coding region runs from base 621 to 1448 and encodes 275 amino acids. The record is from RefSeq and is a predicted model, not a curated record.